AUGUCGUCGUUCACAGCAUCCAAGAUCCUGAUCUUCGGGGGCACGGGCACGAUCGGGCGGUACAUCACGGCCGCGCUGCUCCGUGCCAAGCCCUCCUCCCAGCAGCUUAUCCUCUUCACCUCGCCCAACAGCGCCAAGGAGAAGGCUCAGCAGCUGGACAAGUGGAAGUCCGAGGGCCUCUCCGUGAUUGUUGGUGACCUGACGUCCGAAGCCGAUGUCAAGGCCGCCUACACCGGCGUCGACACGGUCAUCUCGGCGGUGGGCAGGGGCGGGCUCCAGCACCAGAUCAACCUGCUGCGCCUGGCCGAGGAGUCGGAAAGCGUCAAGUGGUUCCUCCCGUCCGAGUUUGGCACCGAUAUCGAGCACAACGACAAGAGCCCGAAUGAGAAGCCGCAUCAGCUCAAGCUGCAGGUGCGGAAGUACAUCCGCGAGAACCUGAAGCGGGUCAAGGUUACGUAUGUUGUGACAGGGCCGUACUUCGAUAUGUGGGUGGACGCCGCCCCCGGUUUCGAGGUGGCUGGCGGAUUUAUCCCCGAGAAGAAGCACGCGUACGUGAUUGGGGAUGGCAGCGGCAAGGUCGGGUUUUGCACGAUGCCAGAUGUGGGCAAAUUCGUCGUCGCCACGGUGAAGGCGCCAGAGGCAUCGUUUGGAAAGGCGCUCAAAGUGCAGAGCUUCGUGGUCACGCCAAACGAGGUGCUGGCCGAGUACGAGCGGCAGACGGGCUCCAAGUGGGAGGUUACGAAGACCCCGCUUGACGAGAUCCGGGCGUUCGAAGCGAAGAAGUGGGAGGAGGGAAAUCCCCGAGCGACUCUUGUCACACUGAGAAGGAUCUGGGCGGAAGGAGGAACGCUGUACGCUCAGAAUGAUAACGGUUUGGUUGGGAUGCAACCAGAGAACCUCGACUCGCUCGAGGUAGCGGCCGAACUGAACGCGCCCGAGGAUGUCAUUACGUGCCAGAAGAGGUCGGUUCCCGCACUAGAUAAGAUCUGGUCACUCGGGAGCAAGACCAGCGCUGCCGACUGCAUACCCAUGAGCCGGGCCUCGUUUGCUGCCAUUUCGGCCAUCUUCACCGUGGGCGGGCUCAUCGGUGCUUUGGCUGCCGGGCCCUUCACGUCGCGCCGCGGACGACGGCUCUCAAUGCAGAUGACAUCCGUCUUCUUCUUCGCGGGAUCUGCCAUCGAGACAUUUGCGUCGUCCGUGCCUGUCAUGAUCGUCGCUCGUUUCCUGACCGGCAUUGGUGCCGGCGCAAGCACGGUGAUUGUUCCGCUGUACAUCAGUGAGGUGGCCCCCCCAGCGAAGCGCGGCUUCUUCGGCGCCUUCACCCAGAUCAGCAUCAACGUUGGGAUCCUCUUCACCCAGACUCUGGGCUAUUUCAUGAGCCACGAUAGUGCCUGGAGGUGGAUCUUCGGCACCGCUGUGAUUGUUGCUCUGGCGCAAGGUCUCGGCUUGUUAAUUGUCCCGGAGAGCCCGUCAUGGACUGCCAACGUGAAAGGGGACGUUGCUGAUGCUCGUGGCGCUCUGCAGCGGAUCCGGGGUAAGCAAAGCAAUGUUGAUGAGGAAGUCGAGGCCUGGGGAGCCGGCAACGGGAAGCCACCUGGUGAGCGAGAUAGGUUGCUCGCUGGCCACGACAGCGAGUCGGAGGCUGGCGGCGGCUUGCUCAACCCAUCACUCACCGCUUCGCGAUCUCAACAGGCACAUCUGGGCUUCGUGCAGCUUGUCUGUGACCCGCUGUACAGGCCGGCAAUCCUUGCCGUGGUGGGCAUCAUGUUCGCGCAACAGCUUUGCGGCAUCAACUCUAUCAUCAUGUACUCGGUAUCGCUGCUCAGAGACCUUCUUCCCACCAGCUCGGCAUUGCUGACGAUCAUCAUCUCCAUUAUCAACCUCGGCACGACAAUCGCAUCUUCGCCCCUUCCGGACCGCCUUGGUCGCAAGACAUGUCUGCUUGCUUCCAUCGUCGGCCAAGGCACCAGUUCACUCGUACUCGCCCUGUCUAUCCAGUUUGGCUGGAAGAUUGUGUCGGCAAUCGCAGUUCUCCUCUUCGUGGCGUCUUUCGCUCUCGGGCUCGGCCCUGUGCCGUUCAUCCUGGCCUCAGAGCUGGUCGGCCCGGAGGCUGUUGGCGCGACGCAAUCGUGGGCCCUGGCGGCGAACUACAUUGCGACCUUCCUUGUUGCAUACCUGUUCCCCAUAGUCAACGAGGCGCUGAACAGCGCCUUGGGUGGUGCCGGUUGGGUGUACUUUAUCUUCGCCGGCUUCGCUCUGCUGUUUGCUGCCUUUGUCGCGCGGAAUGUGCCGGAGACGAGGGGAAAGAAGGAUGUUGACGAGGUAUGGGGUCGGACGAGACGCGUCGACUGA
This is a messenger RNA of Chaetomium strumarium, 2352 nucleotides long. RefSeq names its product major facilitator superfamily domain-containing protein. Lineage: Eukaryota; Fungi; Ascomycota; Sordariomycetes; Sordariales; Chaetomiaceae. Gene Ontology annotation, biological process: monosaccharide transmembrane transport. The transcript is spliced from 3 exons. The coding region runs from base 1 to 2352 and encodes 783 amino acids. The record is from RefSeq and is a predicted model, not a curated record. Gene Ontology annotation, cellular component: membrane. Gene Ontology annotation, molecular function: oxidoreductase activity; hexose transmembrane transporter activity.